Capsella rubella is the source of this 423-nucleotide messenger RNA. RefSeq lists its product as uncharacterized. The coding region runs from base 1 to 225 and encodes 74 amino acids. NCBI's taxonomy places the organism in Eukaryota, Viridiplantae, Streptophyta, Magnoliopsida, Brassicales, Brassicaceae. The record is from RefSeq and is a predicted model, not a curated record. The transcript is spliced from 2 exons.
AUGGCUGCACAAACUCGUGGGGUUAAACACGUGAUGGUGGUAGGUGAAAGUCUGAUCGUAUUUGGAAGACUUCUUGUUAGACGUUCUUCGUGUAUAACGUCUUCGUCGUUUCCGAAAGCUAGGUGUUUGUCGAGUUUUGAAGUCCUUGGUUUCGAGAGAUUGGCUCUUUUCGUGAUAGGAAGUGGUAGAUGUUAUCUUUGGUUUGGCCAUGGACAUCCUUGGUAAAUCUCUCUCAAUUGUGUCUAAGAAGAAGAAGUGCUUUGUGUUCUUGGUUCUAUUGUUUAGCUUAAAGUUUUAUGGUCGGUUUCUUUUGUUAUCAGUUUAAGGAUUAGUCUCCUCUCGGUUUAGGUUCUAAAUUUUCUGUUUUGUAUCUUUUUUAGACUCGUUUUCAUAGGAUUUAAUAACUCUUGAGACAUUUUCAUC